AUGGAAAAUUGUGAAAAUCUCGCUAAAAGUGUUAUUGAGACACAAUCUCCAGGAUCAUCUACUGUUUUGGUUGCACGUUUUGGUUGCAUAUGCCCAAUUUGGUCUCCGGUUGCUAUUAUAACUGAUCAAGACAAAGCUAUGGGAAAAUCAAUUGCUAAGAUAUUUCCAGGAGCUCGACAUCGUUUUUGUGCAUGGCACCUGAAGAAACAUGUUAUGGAGCAUAGUCAAGCACUUCGCGCACAAUUUAAAGAUAGUUUUGAUGUUGACUUCCGUGAGUGGUAUAAAAGUCAAAACAUCGAUGAGUUUGAAGGCAAGUGGGAAGCAUUAAAGAAUAAAUAUGAUAUUAGAGCAGGUAGUUGGUUGGCUAACAUGUAUACUUCACGUCAUCAUUGGGCAAAGGCAUACUUGAAAGAUACAUUUUUUGCCGGAAUGACCACAAGUGGUCGAAGUGAGAGCAUGAAUUCUUUUUUUGAUGGAUAUGUCAACUCUAACACAAUGUUAAAUGACUUUGUCAUCCAAUAUGACAAAGCAAUCAAGUCUAGGAGGGAUGCAGAAGAAGAUGAAGAUUUCAAAACAAUAAAUACGAAGGCAAUUUUGGAGACUGCUCACCCAAUCGAAGCAACAGCCGGAGAGCGCUACACAAGAAAAAUGUUUGAGAUCUUCAAAAAGGAGUGGAAGGUUGCCAUUGGUGAUUAUUUUCAUGAAAAGAUUUCAACAGACAAUAAAUGUACCAAGUACCGGGUUUGA
Messenger RNA from Gastrolobium bilobum, 747 nucleotides. RefSeq names its product protein FAR1-RELATED SEQUENCE 5-like. Lineage: Eukaryota; Viridiplantae; Streptophyta; Magnoliopsida; Fabales; Fabaceae. Bases 1 to 747 code for a protein of 248 amino acids. The transcript has 2 exons. Gene Ontology annotation, biological process: regulation of DNA-templated transcription. The record is from RefSeq and is a predicted model, not a curated record.